Messenger RNA from Penaeus chinensis, 1817 nucleotides. Its product is annotated as probable methyltransferase TARBP1. Gene Ontology annotation, biological process: tRNA methylation. Gene Ontology annotation, molecular function: RNA binding; tRNA (guanine) methyltransferase activity. The record is from RefSeq and is a predicted model, not a curated record. NCBI's taxonomy places the organism in Eukaryota, Metazoa, Arthropoda, Malacostraca, Decapoda, Penaeidae. The transcript has 10 exons. The coding region runs from base 1 to 1536 and encodes 511 amino acids.
AUGAGUAACUGGGAUGCUGACCAGAGAGCCAGAGCAAUUACUCUUCGUUUCCUGCUUAGCCUGAAUAAAGAAAAAUCAAGUGACAGAAGCAUUGCUGAAGCAACUGUGCAAGGUAUCAGGUAUCAGUAUGCUAAGUGCAAAGGCGAUCGUCGAGAUUUUGGCAACUCUCAGUCCCACCGAUACAAGACGAGACUCCUGCAAGCUUUACUCUUGCUCUUGCCAUUACUAGAUGAGGAAGAAUGCCUGCUGAGCUUGUCCUGGUUAUGCAAAGGCUUGAUCAAGGAACACCAGCAGCCAAGUGUCCGUUACAUGCAAGAGUGGGGCAUUGCACUCAUCAUAAUUUUUCACCCCAGUUUCUACCCUCAACUGCUGAAACACUUUUUGGAGGGUUCAAAGGAGCGAGUCGGAUGUGUUGGCUCUUUCCUGGCCUCCCUCACACAUGUGGCUUGUACCACAGAAGAGGAGGAAGUUCUAAGUCAGGCAAUCCAGUACACACUACCUUGGUGUAUGGCACAGCACUUCAAUACUAGGCUUUAUGCUCAAGUCUCUUUGAGGAAGAUAUGGCAUCACUGCCAAGCCAUAAAUGCAACAGCUGUACUGGAUAAGUAUGAUCCCAUGCAACAGUGCCUACAGUUUGUGGUAGAACAAGGCAGUGCAGCUCGUAACACCCUGAAUAUGCUGAAUGAUUUUUAUUUCAAAGUGUUCCAUCCUGUUCAACAUUACACAUUGCAGACUAUUGUUUAUGACCUGCCAUGUCUGUCACUGCUGGCUAAUGAUGAAUGGCUGACCGUGGACUUUAUUAUGGGUGCCAUGGAUUCAUCCAUUCUUCCUGUGAGAAGCGAGAUUCCACUGCACAACAUGGAUAAGGUUCUGGCUGAGUCUUCCCCAGCACCUUGGGUGAUCAAAGCUGCUGGUGAGCCAUCAUUCCCAGAGGACAGUGAAGUAUCUGGCAGCCCUGUGCUUAAUGUACAGAGGAAGAUAACUCCUUGGAAAUCAAUGAUUUCUGAGCUAACUGCCCCUCUUGACUUGCCAAAUAUGGCUGAACCUCGGCAACAGCGUGGAGGCUUGAUUCUGGUUGCUUCACUGAUUGAUAAGCCACCUAACCUUGGUGGCUUGUGCCGGACCUGUGAAGUUUUUAGUGUGCAGGAAUAUGUAGUUCCUUCUCUUGCAGUGCUGGAAGAUCAGACCUUCAACUCACUUUCCUUAACUGCUCAGCAGUGGGUGCCUGUCAAAGAGGUUAAACCAGAUAACCUUGCAGAGUACUUGAGAACCCUUCAGAAUGAAGGUUAUACAUUAGUUGCAGCAGAACAAACUGCCAACAGCAAGAAGCUCUCUGAAUACAGCUUCCCAGAAAGAACGGCCGUAAUUUUAGGAAAUGAAAGAGAAGGAAUUCCAUGUGAGCUCCUCCAGCUUCUUGAUGUCUGUGUAGAAAUCCCACAGUUUGGCAUUAUUCGGUCUCUCAAUGUCCAUGUUUCUGGAGCCCUCUUCAUUUGGGAAUACACACGGCAGCAUCUUGCUAAACCUUCCUCUGGUUAAAUGUUUUUUUUUAUCAUUAAAUAAAUCAUUUCUGCAUGUCAUUGUAAACAUAACUUUCAGUCUUAGGUGAUUUGAAAGUUAAUCAAUCAGCCAUUUCUAUUUAUUUUCAUUUAACAAAUUCUUUUAUUUUUCACAAGCAUACCAAUUGCAGUGUCAUCAAAGACUAUACAAUAUUUUUUAAAAUCUGCUAAUAUGGUUGCCUUUACAUGAUUGUAUUUCAAUUUUCAUGUUCUUUUUAUAAGCCAUUUUCAUCCUACUCAAAUAUAAUUUUAUUUACUUUU